CGGCACAGCCAAUAGGAAGAGGUCUCUCCAGGUGCAGGUGUCGGACGACUGCGCUGUUGACUCGAUCAAUACCUCUGUACGCUUUCGGUAAAGUUGCCAUUUCGUAGCAAACAACAAAACAAAAGAGCUGGAAUUUAAAAGUUUCUCCAUUUUUUGUUUGCGGGAAAGGACAACGGACGACAUGGUCUUUUUUGUCGUAUGUAUUUUGGUGACCUCGUUUUUGUGGAUCAACCCUGUCCUCUCGCUUGCAAAGAAAAUUCAGCGUGUAACUCUCCUGUGUUUGCAAAUCAACAUGAAGCUUGUGUUGAUGAGGACCGUUUUGAAGAACGCAUACUCAAUGCGGGACAGCAGGACCCCCCAUACCGGCUCAACUGCUCCUUGGAGCCAUUUCCUCAUGCCCAGGGAGACUCUCGGUCCCAGGUGGCUUGGCUGAAGGACUGUCAGCAGCUCAGUGCCCAGCAGGGAAAUUACUACCUGGAGUUUUCAAACAUCUCUUUUGAAAGCGGAGGGAACUACACCUGUUUGCAGCCUGGAAACAGCACAGCUUCGUUCACGGUGCGCCUAAUCAUUAAAACUUUAGAAUGCUCCAAGGCUCCAACGUUUCCUUCUAAGGAGGUUCAGAGCAGCCUCUGGGGACAGGUGGGAUCCGCCGUGGAUCUGAAUUGCACCGCCCUGCUCUCCUGGGACCCGACUGACGAACAAUGUGACGCCUCACUGCACUGGACCAAAGAUGGCCGUCCCCUGGGCAACGGCUCCUUGAUUUUGGAAAACACCUCCUCAUGGUUUCAAGGUAGAGGUCAGCUGGUGGUAAGCAGCGUGCUGGUGGUCCAGCUUCAGGAGUUAGAAGACUUUGGACUGUACAGCUGCACAGUGAGGAACUCUUCUUCCAAAUUCAACCUGCAGAAAUCAAGCAGCCCAAGCCACACUGCUGCCAUCACCGGGGCCUUCGUCCUCCUCCUCUUCUUGGCUGUGGCUGCUGUCAUCUACUCCAAGUGCCACCUGAACAUCAAACUGUGGUACCGCGACUCUUACGGGGACUACGAGAUGAGCGAUGGCAAGUUGUACGACGCCUACAUCUCCUACGUGAACAAUGACUACGACAGGAAGUUUGUCAAUUUUAUUCUCAAACCUCACCUGGAGAAUAAACACGCACACAAGGUGCAUCUCAAUGAGAACGACAUCAUGCCUGGCUUGGAACCUUCGGCAGAGCUUUUAAUGAACAUUAGUCGCUCCCGACGUCUCAUCGUGUUGUUGUCUCACGCAUAUCUGGAGCAGGACUGGUGCUCCAACAACUUCAGACAGGGCCUGCUGCACUUGUUGGAGCUGUGCCGGCAGCCCAUCAUCAUCAUACUGGAAGGUCAGCUGAAGCGCAUGAGGCCUGAAAUCAAGCAGCAGUUUAGUGAGCACCAACACUGUCUCACCAUACUCACAUGGAGGCACAACUCUGUGACUCCCUCCUCCGCAUUCUGGAAGGAGCUGGCCUUGGCCAUGCCUCGCAGGGUCAUCUUCCGCAACGAGGCGGCGGGGGACCCCCAAACUGUCCUACAGGAUGACAAAGACCCCAUGCUGACCCUUGAUCCUGACUAUCUGGACUGCCGCUCUGACACAGACCCUGCUGGGGACCUUGGAGUGCGUCUCCCCAUAUACAAAGCUAUGACCUCGAAGGCCCCGGUCCUCCCAGUUGUAUCCAGUAGCGAGCGAGGACCCAGAAACCCAGACAUAGACGUGUCGGACUUGGGAGCUCGCAACUACGGAGCCCGCUCAGACUUUUACUGCCUGGUCACGAAGGAGGACAUCUGACCCCAGCGCACACACACUUAUCUCUGAUGAACACGAUUAGGAAGUCUAGCUGUAUUUGUCCCGUGUCAUUUUUGUGCAUCUGUUUGAAAUCACAAUGUCCCUCGUGGUCCUUUCCAUUUAUUGACUCUGUGUUUUGAAAGCAGUAUUUGCAAUUUUCAUUUAUGGCACUGAGCUUCCAACUGUUGAAAAUGUUGCUUUGUGCCCAGCAGAGGGCAGACUCUUGACAGCUAAGACUAAAGUACAAACAGACAGCCGUGAGCAUAACAAGUGCAAAGUACAAAAGUCAGAACAUCGCUGCUAGGCACAGCUUCAGUUUGCGGGAUAAACACGACCUUUAACCGAGCGGGACUGCAAACUAGUGUUGGCUCGUAAGUGAAUGAUUCGUUCAAAAGAACGAAUCACUUCCUAAAGUGAUUCGUUCUUUUUUCAGUUCAUAUGACUUCAGUCAGUAGAUGUCGGUAAUGCGCAAGGAAGCUGGUAUUACCUCGCCGUAAAACAAAACGAAGAAGAAAAUGACGUAACUUCCCGUUCACGAAUGAGUCGUGAAUUGCAUUUCUCGUUCACCAACGAACGAAUCAGUGAGUGAGUGAUUUGCAUUUCCAGUUCAUCGCGGUGAACGGAUCAGUGAGGGAAUGAAUCCUGACUUUCCCGUUCGCGAACGAGCCAACUGCCUUCUUCCCGUGCAUCAACCAGUGAACGUGUUGCGUCUCCCUCCUGCCGUGAACUAUGUAAACCAGAAUGUAGAUUUACGAUUUGCCAAGGAAAGAAAGAACCACUCACUGAAACACCGCUUCUUUUAUGCACGUUUUCUCCAAGCUAACCGCUGACUUUAUUGCAUGAAGCUAUGCGCCGUUAUGCAAAAACGGGGAGAUUGUGCUUCUCUUUGGGUAAUCUUAAUUUCAUAACAUUUAAAAUAACGUAUGCACAUAUACGCCAAAAUAUUUGUAUCCAAUAUAUCUACUGCAAUUUCACCUUAGAUUGCUGGUUUGAAAUGUACUUUUAUUAUUUUAAUAAACAUUAAAACCUGUUAAAACUUG
Molecule: messenger RNA, 2837 nt
Organism: Syngnathus typhle (broad-nosed pipefish)
Lineage: Eukaryota; Metazoa; Chordata; Actinopteri; Syngnathiformes; Syngnathidae
Gene: sigirr
Product: single immunoglobulin and toll-interleukin 1 receptor (TIR) domain
Exons: 10
Coding region: 199-1800 (533 amino acids)
Biological process (GO): signal transduction
Source: RefSeq, a predicted model, not a curated record